AAACUCCUGCUUGUUUGUUGUUGAGUACCCAAUCAAAGAUGGUGGGUCUCGGUUAGACGAACUGCUUGUGCAUAGGGAAAUAUUUUUACCACCAUCCUUAUAGAAUUCCUCACGUAGUUAGAAUUUUGCUUAUACUAACAGGGUAGCGAGUUGUCUUAUGUUGGAGCUUGAAUUCGGAGUUCUAGUUAGCUAUAACUGACGUUAAAACGUGUAGAUGGGUUCUUACGACCUGGCUGUAGCUAGUUGGUUAGCAAGUUGAUAUAUUGGUUUUUUUUAGCUAACGUUAGUUAACUAGCGAAGGAGCGAACUGAUAAAAACAGAUUCCUUGAGUUAGCAGUUAGCUAGCUAUCGAUUUAAUAUCGUUUCACAGUUUUCCUGGCUAAGUUACAUUUGGAACUCCGAAAGACAUCUAGCUAAAUAUGGACAAGGCCGAUUUCUUGAAGGGCUUGCCUGUCUAUAACAAGAGCAAUUUCAGCAGAUUCCACGCAGAUUCUGUGUGCAAAGCAUCGAACAGGAGACCGUCUGUGUACCUCCCCACACGCGAAUACCCUUCUGAACAAAUCAUUGUGACAGAGAAGACAAAUAUCCUCCUUCGCUACCUGCACCAACAGUGGGACAAAAAGAACGCUGCCAAGAAACGAGAACAGGAGCAGGGAGAGGCGGAGAGCCCUGCCCCGCCCCGAAAAAUCGCCCGAACAGACAGCCAAGAAAUGAACGAGGACACUUAAAAAUUUGGAGCUGUGCAUGUAUACAUAGGCAUUCACACACUAGGGCACACAUGAGCAGAUACAAACAAACCAGUACAGACAUACAAACACCGAAACACAGUACAUUUAGGCGAGUACACUUUUCUGAGAGCCAGAUUAGUGAAGAAGGAAAGUCUAUCAGGACUUUGGAACGAUGCCUGCAAAAUAGCGUUUUUAUGUUUUUUUUAUUUUAUUUUGUAUUAUUAUUAUUCGUUACAAAGAGCUUCCCUGUCUUGCGCCCACAGUACCUUCUUUCCAGCUGCACUACUCCACCUUUGCCACAAGGGGGUGCUGAACCACCUCUAUUCCUGUUAUUUUGGACCCAAGGCCACUUUCUCUGAACUGCCAGAACAGGAGAACAACUCUGGGAAAUUCUCUGUAUUUUGUUGAUGUUAAGAUGUGUACUUUUCUUUUUCUUUUUAUUGUGUGGGAGAACUCCUGCUGCCCUAAGUUAGCGGAUUUAAGUCAAACCUUUUCUUUAUUUCCUGCUGCUUAUUGACAAUAGUUGGCAUGACACAAGUUGAUUAAUGUGGUGGCUGUACAGCUUGCUUGGCAGUUAUGUUUUUAGCCGUUUGGAAAUGGAUAGCUGAAAUUGGCCAAUGCCGACAUCUGUCGUCAGGCACACUGGUGACGGCUGGCCAAUUGGUUCGUUUAGGGAGAGAGAGACAUAAUACUACCUUGGAGGAGACCGAAAAUGUGUAGCACAACAGAAUUUCAGAUUACAUUAGUAUUAAAGGCCUAGUCAUUUUUGUAAUACAGUGUAUUCCGCAAAUGUUCUGUACAUAAAGUCUUCUCUUUCCUAGUAGAAUGGUGAAUUAUUAAAGUUGACGUCAGUGGAUGUUGGGAACUAAGGAAUGGCUAUUUCAGAUCUUUUUCAGAUUUGAUAAUGAUUGGGGGGAGAAUAUGCGCAAGGACUUUUAUUUCAAAGUGGUGGCACGUAUGGACAGAAUAAAUGGUCGCAAGACUUAUUGUAAAAAAUCUUGGCUCAGCGGACAAAUGAGCCCGUUUCCAUAGCGUCUUAUAGUAGGAGAUGGUAGCAGAUCUAAAAUCAAUUCCGCGAGUUGUAUUUAGGCUGCUUUUCUAAAAGCAGCUUCCCACAGGUCUCGGCCUGUGUAGUGUUAACGACAGUUGGAGUGUGUUCCCGUAACAGAAGUGACCGAGUAGGCAGGACACAUUGGCUAAUUUUUUUUGUCCUGCACGUCUGUAUGUAGAUCACUCACGGCUUCGUUGCAUUAUGGGGCUGCUGGACAUUACAGAUCCUUUGCGAAUGGCGCAAUGAGCUAACAGAUUUUGUUGUAACAAUGCCAAGUUUUUCUGCACAUCUUUGUCUGCACAAGUUCACUACCGUUCCUGCCUUCUUCCGGGACUUCAGCCAUCUUUGUGAUUAUGUACCGCGCUGAAGUUCUAACCCUUCGUUUACACAGACUUAAAAGCCCAGCCGUAUUCAGGCCUCUACAGAUCAAGCCGACUACACGUUAUGACACAGCCACGUUUCAGAAAACCCACCAUUAUGAAAUGUUCGUUCGCUAUUGGCGAAGACCCUUUAACCGCCGAAUCAGUCAUCAGUCGUGUGUAACUUGAUGAUUUCUUGAGCUUCGGGAUUUAGUAAGUCUUGGGAGAUAAGGUACCGCUGGGCCUGUGGCUAUUCAAACAGGAAUAAAAGGAAGAAGAAAAGUGAAUUAUUCUACGAAUGAAGCAAGUUUACAGGGCUUGUACGCUGACGCUUAAAUUGUAACUGAGCAGGGUACGUUAAGGCUCACUUUGAAUAUGCUGUUGUUUUCUAAACCUUUCAAAUUUGUCGAUGGUGUGAAAUAUCAAGAGCGAUUUUAUUUGCCGUUUUAUUUACCCUGCAUUUGAAGGCUUGAUAUCCUUCUGGUGGUGUUCGUUUGUUAGCCCCUACUGACCUUAGGGCCAGAAUGCCUGGGCCCCUCUUCUAAGAAAUGGUUAUUAGCCUAAAAUAAUUGCCCACCGUAGCUAUAUGGGCAGGUAUUAGUAUGUAGAUGUUUUUACCGUAGAGAAUUCUUCUGAAGUUUGUCUGCUUGCCCUUUGAAUUCUUUGCACACAAACCUCCGUUCAGUCUUACUGCGUUCCUUCAAAGCCGCUUAUACAGAUGUUUUCUCUGCCGUUUCUCUCCCUUCUUGUUGUGUACCAUAUUUUGAAACCCUCAAAAAAAGAAAACAUACAUUAUCCAUCAUAGAGAUGAGGGAAAUGUGAAUUUUCCUUUUGAUUUAAACAAUUGUAAAAAAAAAAAAAACACUUACAAUGGCAAUUCAUCCAAAGUUAGGACAUUUGCAUAACAUCAGCAACAUUCAGAGAACAAUGUCAUUUCCCUAGCAAAAGUAGAGCAUUUGGAAUAUGGCCAGCAUGCUCUACGGUACCUGUUUGAAUGACUUUUUGCCAACUUGCUGUGGGUAGGACUGUUCACUAUCCACACACAGCUCAGUAGGAAAUCAGUAGAUACGUUGCUGGCUAUACAUGCGUAAGUAAACGUUUGGGGGAGAAUUUGUCACAUUAAGGCACUUGCUCCUUCUGCUGCUAUGUAAAUCAGUGUCUGCUUCUAUAAACCUUUUAUAAUGCGUAGUUCCCUCCAGAUCCACAAUUGUACAGCCAUAGUUUGUCAAACUUGAUAGUGUGUGUUUCUGGUGUUUGGAUAAACUGUUUAAAACACCCACAAGAGCAGUGGGGUUGCUGUGUUGUGUGAGGUUUUUUUUCCUGUUAAAAAUAAUACAGAUGCUAUCCUAUUACAUGCAAAGGAUUGAAAGAAUCAGAAGUGUUCAGUAGAUGUGUGCAUUUUGAGAGCAGUAUUUUUUGUGUGGCAGUGUUUGAUUUGGAAGAAUGUUGUACAGCAUGCAUCCUGGCUUGCCGGAAACCGACAUCGUUGUGGUAGUUGAUGAACAUGAAAUGUUGUUGCUGAAUUCAGGACUUCUUCUUUCUCAGUGGGAAUUCUGUGGAGAUCUUGCAAAUUGGGGGGUGUGGGUGGGGGGGCUGGAGAAACAGGUUUGUUUCAUGUGAGCAGUUGUCAUGUAUCAUAGACAUAGGACAUUACGCUAGUGAGUCCAGGUUUUGAAAGCCAGCAGAAGUCAUACUCUAAUAGACCACCAGGGAGUGGGUUACAAAAGGAGACCGUGUUCUGAGUUGGUCACUCUUAGAACUGUUAGUGAAGAGCGGUUUUAUUUCACAGCACAACACUCACACCUAGUGUUCUCUGGCCCGCCUUGGUUGUAAAUAGUGUGUUGUAGUCGACGUAUGGAUAUGCAAAAGAAAAUGAAAAAAAAAAAAAGGUUUGGUCUAUUUUUUUAACCUUUUCUGUUUGUAUCUGUCUGGAUUUAAGACUUUGGAUCCUAACUCUAAAUAAAAUGUAUAAUUUAUAA
Messenger RNA from Conger conger (European conger), 4117 nucleotides. It is a transcript of the gene dda1, whose product is annotated as DET1 and DDB1 associated 1. Gene Ontology annotation, biological process: positive regulation of proteasomal ubiquitin-dependent protein catabolic process. Lineage: Eukaryota; Metazoa; Chordata; Actinopteri; Anguilliformes; Congridae. Bases 420 to 728 code for a protein of 102 amino acids. Gene Ontology annotation, cellular component: Cul4-RING E3 ubiquitin ligase complex. The record is from RefSeq and is a predicted model, not a curated record. The transcript is spliced from 5 exons.